Molecule: messenger RNA, 1532 nt
Organism: Aricia agestis (brown argus)
Lineage: Eukaryota; Metazoa; Arthropoda; Insecta; Lepidoptera; Lycaenidae
Product: zinc finger protein 664-like
Exons: 5
Coding region: 34-1479 (481 amino acids)
Cellular component (GO): nucleus
Molecular function (GO): zinc ion binding
Source: RefSeq, a predicted model, not a curated record
UCCUGGAUAAAAUUAAAGUAAAACUUUAAAAAAAUGUUAAAAAAUACUUGUUGUCGCAUAUGUUUAUCCAAUAGUAAAAGGACUGUUAACAUAUUUAACGAUACAGACCUCCGCUAUGUUUAUGAAAAGCUCGCCAACUAUAAGAUUGCAGAUGUUGAGUGCUGGUUGUGUUACAUCUGUCACACGAGACUACGACAAUGUCUCCGCCUGCAGCAAAUGGCCAUGAAGACGCGAGGCCUAAUUGACGACAUAUUCCAAGAUAAGAUUGAGUUUGGAACUUAUGGAUGUCUGUUAGAACUAUUACAUUCCAAGACAAAAGUUAUUUCUAUGCCUCCGAAUACACUUCCCAAUAUCAAACAAGAACCGGAUGGGGAGGAAUAUUACUAUAACGAUUUCGAACGCGUUGACGUUCAAGAAGACGCAUAUGAAGAAAAAGUUUUCAUAGAAAUCGAAGGCCCUUCUGCGAUUGUAUCUAAAGGUGCAGACCAGCCAGUAAUCAAGAUGAAAAUGAAGGAGCUAAGUCAAAGUAUUAUAGAGAAAUGUUUAAAUAAAAAGUCCACGUUGCCUCCCAUCACAUAUCCUAAAGACAGAAUAUGUGGAAAUAAGAGCACGGAAAUAAAACAGGAGUUGGAAGGUGACGAUAACACGGAGCAAGACGCUAACACCGAGGGACAAGAGGACAGCGAAACCGUUAUCACACAUCCCUACUUUCUAAAGAAAGAGUACAAAUGUCAUAUCUGUUCGAAGCUACUAACGUGCCCAAGUAAACUGCGCAGGCACAUUAGAGCCCACACGGGCGAGAAGCCGUGGUCCUGCGAUUUCUGCCCAAAAAAAUUCGCAGAGGCGUCCCAACUUAGAUAUCACACGUCGCACCACACCGGCGAAAAGCCGUACGCCUGUGAUGUCUGUUCCAAAAGAUUCCCAAUAAAGUCUCACUUGAAGCAUCAUAAGUUGAUCCACACGGACGAAAAACCGUACCUCUGUGAUGUGUGUCCUAAAAGGUUCUUACACAAGGUCCAUUUGCAGUAUCAUAUGCUCACCCAUACGGGAGUAAAAGCGUUCAGUUGUGAUAUAUGCCAGAAGAAGUUCGCUCAGAAAAAACGUUUGAACACCCACAAAUUGGUACACACGGGCGUGAAGCCUUUCACAUGUGACAUCUGCUCACAAUCGUUCACCUUCAAGAGCAACUUGAAACAACAUAUCGAAAGACAUGAAGUUCACAUUAACACACCAUACACAUGCGAUAUCUGUUCCAAAAGUUUCACCAGCAAGGCCAGUCACUCCGACCACAUGCUAAUACACAAAGGUGAAAAGAAUCACGCCUGCCACAUUUGUGGGAAAAAAUUCACGUUGAAGCGUUAUUUAGUUAUACACGUACGAGGGCAUGAGGGUGUAAGGAAAUUCAGUUGUGACGUCUGUUCCAAACGGUUCACACAGAAAGGCAGUUUGAACGCACACAAACGUCUCCAUUGCCAAUAAAUAGUACAGUCUGUCAAGAAAGAGUAGACCAUAAAGUUAUUAUACCUAUACUG